Messenger RNA from Thermothielavioides terrestris NRRL 8126, 1110 nucleotides. RefSeq lists its product as uncharacterized. Gene Ontology annotation, molecular function: protein dimerization activity. The transcript has 2 exons. The coding region runs from base 1 to 1110 and encodes 369 amino acids. NCBI's taxonomy places the organism in Eukaryota, Fungi, Ascomycota, Sordariomycetes, Sordariales, Chaetomiaceae. The record is from RefSeq and is a predicted model, not a curated record.
AUGCCUCGGACCACGCUGCUCCCGACGCCGGCGUCGUCGACCGACAUCAAAGGCCAGGACGGCUCCAAGAUGGCCUCGCUGCAGUUGGCCUUUGAGCUGCCGCCACCCGCCGUGGCCAGCGAGGGCAGCCCGAGCCUGCCAACCACCACGGCCACGCUGUAUCCGACGCAGGCGAGCGAGACCGUGAAGUCGCGCCGUCGCUCGUCCGCCGCGAACCCGCCCAAGGAUCAAUUCGCCCUUCCGCCACCACCCACCCGUUCUCGCAAGAUCAUCCAGAUGAAGCCUCGCGAAGAGGCCAGCGCCGAGACGCCGUCUUCGAACGCAAAGAAGAGCGGCACCGCGGCCGCGUCCACCGCCGCAGCGGCGGCCGGCACCAAGAGGAAACAGCCGUCGGCGACGAGCGCCGCGGGGCGCAAGAUCGCCAGGAAGACAGCGCACAGCCUGAUCGAGCGGCGGCGGCGGUCCAAGAUGAAUGAGGAGUUUGCGGUGCUCAAGAGCCUCAUACCGGCGUGCACCGGAGAGAUGCACAAGUUGGCCAUCCUGCAGGCCUCGAUCGAGUACGUCAGGUAUCUGGAGGACUGCAUUGCGAAGCUCAAAGCCCAAUGCGGGUCCGACGCGAAAGCCGACGCAGAAACAAAACGUGCCCCGUCGGGGCUGCCGUCGCCGGCCCUCGGAGACGGCUAUAAUGCCAGCCGCAGCUAUCCGUCGACAAACCACUCGGGGUCCCCGGACAUUGAGAUGACCAGUUCGCCGAGCGUGGCUUCACCCGGCUUCACCCCGAUCGCCGGACGCUCCCAGCAGCCGUCGGUCUCCCCGGCGCUGGCGCCUGAAGACGCGCGGAACCGUCACAACUCGUACUCGUCCGUCUCGUCAGAGUACCGUCUCCAUGGGUACAGCACACCAGCAACAACCUCGCCUUUCUUUGGCCCGCAGCAUCCGCAUUCAGCCUACGGCUCGGCGUUGACGAGCCCUGCCCUUCCGCCCCAAAGAGACCUCGACCAGGAGGCCACGGCUGCGCUGCUGAUGCUGAACCAGAUGGACAGGCGCGCGAGCAGUACUAGCACGAUCGCGCCGCGAGGCAUGAGCGUGAGGGACCUCCUCAGUAGCUGA